GACAGCGGUUAAAUUAGAUGGGAGACGAGGAGGGUCUAACUUCAUCUUAAAAGCGAAGGAUAGCGUUGCAAGCAAGUCGCUUCGUAAUUUUCAGUAGAAAACUUAAAUUGCAUGCGUUUAAAUUCGUGGUUGUAACUCAGCUUUCAACGACACUGUGGAACUAGUUCGGUUGGCGGAUUUGGUUUUGGACCGUCAGGUUUGAGGAAAGAGGCUCUUCAGGAGGUUUACCUGACGUUGGGAAUAGCAUCUGAUCUGGCGAUGGGUGAGCAGGAGAAUCCACUGGACAGAGACCACUGUCUGUCUGUGGUUCUGCCAGGGGGGAUGGAGAAAAACGCCACAGUGCAUGGAAGUAAACCAGUGAUGGACUUACUGGUGACCCUCUGUGCGAGUUACCAUCUGAAUCCGUCUGACUACACUGUUGAGUUUCUCUCGCCUAACAAGAACAACAUCAGCUUCAAACCCAACUCUCCUAUUGGCUCCCUGGAAGCGGAGACAAUUGUGCUGAAGCCCAGAGGGGUGGAGGAAAAGAUCAGGAAGCCAUACGUGCCUGAGGCAUCAGUUCGUCUGUUGAUAAACUACAAUAAGUCCCAUAAGACGGUGGUGCGAGUCAAUCCAAAAGUGGCCCUUGAGAUACUGCUGCCAGUGGUGUGUGACAAGUGUGAGUUUCAAGUGGAGACCACCAUAUUACUGAAAGACUCUUAUUCUGAAGAGCCUCUGGACCUGAGCAAGACCUUAAAUGAGCACGGACUGAGGGAAGUGUUUGCCAAAGACACAGCCGCUAAGGAGCCUGAGCCCCAAGAAGCAGGUACGUUAGAGCAGAGGUUCUCAAUUGUUUUUCAGCCAAGGACCCCUUACAAGAUAGAGAAUACACCAAGGACCCCCUCAUUCUGAUUUGUGAUUUUGGGCUAUAUAAAUAAAAAUUGACUUGACUUGA
Messenger RNA from Notothenia coriiceps (black rockcod), 934 nucleotides. It is a transcript of the gene cobll1a, whose product is annotated as cordon-bleu WH2 repeat protein-like 1a. NCBI's taxonomy places the organism in Eukaryota, Metazoa, Chordata, Actinopteri, Perciformes, Nototheniidae. The record is from RefSeq and is a predicted model, not a curated record. Bases 259 to 891 code for a protein of 210 amino acids. Gene Ontology annotation, molecular function: actin monomer binding. The transcript has 4 exons.